Messenger RNA from Schistocerca americana (American grasshopper), 2565 nucleotides. Its product is annotated as AF4/FMR2 family member lilli-like. The transcript is spliced from 8 exons. NCBI's taxonomy places the organism in Eukaryota, Metazoa, Arthropoda, Insecta, Orthoptera, Acrididae. Bases 1 to 2565 code for a protein of 854 amino acids. The record is from RefSeq and is a predicted model, not a curated record.
AUGUCGCCCCCCUCCAUCACGCCCAUCAUCUCGCCUCCGCCUGCCUUCCAGGACACGACGCAGCGCUACCAGACGGCGCCUCGGCUGCGCAGCGGCGGCGGCGGCAGCAGCAAGACGCCGUUCCUGCCGCGCAGCAACGCGCUCGUCGUGGAGAACGAGAUGGCGAGCCCGCCGCCGUCGCCGCCGCCCCCGCAGCUGCCGCUGCCGCUGCCCUCCGGCUGGAGCACGCUGCCCGCGGGGGUGGGCCUGCGCGCGCGCCGCCUCACGCCUUCGCCCGUGGGGACGCCGGCGGGGCGGCGCUCGCAGUUCCACCAGAAGCGCGACUCCUCGUCCACCAGCUCGUCCUCGUCCUUCGGCUUCCGCAGCCUCGACUCGUGCGCCGGUGCGCUGGGCGGCGCGCGCGCCAUGCCGCGCCUCUCCGAGACAGACUCCUCCGUCGGCGGCUACGAGGACGGUGACGAGCUCGACGACCGGCGCGACUCUUCGCUCAACCUCAGCAGCUUCUCCUCCUCCGUCACCGUCGUCAACUCGUCGCCCGAGACGCCGUCGCUCAAGGAGCGCGGCAGCGUAGGCGGUGGCAGUGGGGGCUCCACCGGGGGCGGCUCCACGCUGGCCAACGGGCCGCCCACGCCGCCGCCGCCGCUGUCCGAGACCAGGGUCUCCCCCAGGGGCAGGUCCCACAACCACCGCUCGCACCCGCUGCGCAGGUCCCCAGGUUCGGACGGCAGCAAGAAGCAGCUGGCGUCCAACGACUCGUCGUCCUCCUCCUCGUCGAGCAGCAUCAGCAGCAGCAGCAGCUGCGGGGGCGGCGGGGGCGGCGGCGGCGGAGGAGGGCGGUACCGGCGCCAGGGCGGGGGCGGCGGCGCGCCCAAGCCGGGCACGGUGUCGGCGCACGUGUACCACACGUGGGACGGCCGCAACCGCGUGCGCCGUUCCCGCUCCCUGCAGCUGCCCGAGACCAAGUCGCCGUCGCCGGGACACGCGGGCCCGCAGCCGCCGCCGCCGGGGUCUCAGCCCGGCACCGUCAACACCACGCCCCCUGCCCCGACGCCGGAGUACCAGUACUUCCUGGUGAAGAACUACCGCGACAAGCCGUCGACUACGCAGUACUACCACCAGGCCACUAGCGACCAGCACCGCGUGCUCGUCAAGCUGCCGCAGGAGUCCUCCAGGAGGCAGUACAUGCAGCACACACGUAAGGCACAGUCUGAGGACUGCCGCUACGACGACUGGGAGGCGGUGGCGGAGGAGGCCCGCGCGGUCACGGAGUACCUGUACGGGACGCGGAGCCGCGCCGCGGCCAGGGCCCUGCUGGCUCAGCGCUACCACUCGUCCGACCAGCCGGAGGAGCCGGCGCGCCGCAAGGACAACGGCCGCCCCUUCAACGUGUUCGUGGUGCGCAAGACGAACCCGCACAACCACCACGACGGCUCGCACCUCCACCACCACCAGCAGGUGCCGGCGCCGCCCCCGCAGUACGUGCAGCGGCCGCGGCGCAGCCUGCAGCGCGGCGUCACGACGCCCACCUCGGCGGCCGACGCCAACCCGUGCAACCCGGACACGUGCGACUUCUGGCCGCACUGCGCGCACCGCGACUCGCUCUACCCGCCCACCAAAUCGUCGACGCCGUCGCCGUCCUCGUCGGCCGGCAAGCUGCCGCCGUCCGCGGGCGGCAACGGAGGGCUGUCGAUGCGCGCCUCGCAGAGCUACCCGUCCUCUUCCGCCUCCUCGGCCGCGUCCAGGAGUCGCAACGGCGCCGGACGACGGGCGCACCACGACGCUCCCGACGAGAAGGCGGCGUCGGCCGGGUCGGCGCCUCCCGCGUCGCGGCGCUCCAACGGGUCGGGCGCGCGCUCGUCGCCGCCGUCGCUGGACCGGCUGGAGGAGUACGACGCCCUGACGCGCAAGAUCCAGAGCGUGCUGGACGGCGCCGCGGCGGCUACGUGGCGCGCCAGCAACGGGCUCGACAAGCAGCAGCACCGCCGCUCGGCGCUGCUCGGCGAGCGGCCCAAGACCGUGGACGCGGUCGGGCCGCCGACCCCGCCGCAGCACUCGCCGCAGCAGCAGCAGAAGGCGCUCAAGGCGCUGCGCGGCAACGGCGGGCUCUCCCUGGACCUGGACGCGCUGCCGCUGGAGCACCACCAGCGCGGCAGCACCAAGACCUCGCCCGUGUCGGUGCCCGGCGCCAGCCGGUCGCCGUCCAACAAGGGCGGCGGCGACUCCUCCUCGUCGUCCGCGUCGUCCUCGUCGAGCGACGUGUGGGUGACGACGUCGGACCGCACCGUGACCAAGUCCCCGCGCACGCACAAGAGCUCGGGCGCGUCCACGCCGCUGGGCAGCGCUGGCAGCGGUUCGGCCGGCUCGCGCGGCCGCUUCCUGGGGUCGGGCUCGGCCGGCAGUGGCAGCGCCGAGCGCGAAGCCCCGGUGUCGCGGCCGGGCAGCGCGCCCACGCAGGACGAGGACGGCGGCCCGCAGAGGACGCUGGACGCCCAGCAGCGGUCGCUGUCGCUGCCCAAGUCCUUCCUCUCCGAGCGCUACGGGCUCAAGCCGGCCAAGCACAGGUAA